AUGGAAAAUUUUCAAAUUGCCAUAUUAUGCCUUCUAUUUUCUAGUUUAGUAGUUUUGUGUAUAUUCAACCAGACCACAGACCAAUGCCAACCCUUUACCAAGAUCAACACAAACAGCAAAGAAGAUGAGCUUGAAUCAGCUUUAUAUAAGGCUUCCAUGGGAACUUACAAGACUGUGAUAGUUGCGAUUGUAAAUAAAGCGUACGUAGAAGGAGAUAAUCCAAUGCUUGAUUUAUUUUUAGAUGGGUUCUGGCAUGGAGAAGACACACGAGGCUUGAUUUCUCAACUUCUUCUCGUGGCGGUCGAUCAAACAUCUUUAGAACGUUGUAAGUUUCUCCACCUUCACUGCCACAAGCUUGAAGCAGAUGAUCCUGCCGAUUUUGAGGCUGAGAAACUGUACAUGUCUCAAGAUUUUAUCAACAUGAUGUGGAGGAGAACUCUCUUUCUCAAAGAAAUGCUUAAGCGAGGCUACAGUUUCAUAUUCACAGACAUAGAUGUGAUGUGGCUAAGGAACCCCUUUCCAAGGCUAAUUAGCUUCAACGAAAGCAUAGAUCUUCAAAUCAGCACCGAUAGCUUCAAUGGUGAUCAAUUGUCUGAAGCAAACCCCAUCAACACAGGUUUCUACAUGGUGAGAUCUAACAACAGAACAAUCUCCUUAUUCGAGAAGUGGUAUGCCCAGAAAAACUACUCAACCAAAUUGAAAGAGCAGGAUGUUUUAAAUGGCAUGAUGAAGGAAGGUGUUUUCAGAGAGUUAGGCCUCAGCGUGAGGUUUUUGGACACCCGUUACUUCAGUGGCUUCUGUGAAGUUAGCAGGGACUUCAAAGCUGUCACAACCGUUCAUGCCAAUUGCUGCCGGACUAUAGGUGCUAAGGUGGUUGAUCUGACGGCUGUGGUUCACGAUUGGAAGAGGUUCAAGAGCUUAUCUAAUUCCAAUUCGACAUUGACUUUGAAAUGGACUAACCAUGUAGCCUGUAAUCGGUCCUGGAAGCGCAAAGUGAACUAG
Messenger RNA from Prunus dulcis (almond), 1002 nucleotides. RefSeq lists its product as uncharacterized. Lineage: Eukaryota; Viridiplantae; Streptophyta; Magnoliopsida; Rosales; Rosaceae. The transcript has 3 exons. The record is from RefSeq and is a predicted model, not a curated record. Bases 1 to 1002 code for a protein of 333 amino acids.